Hyposmocoma kahamanoa is the source of this 729-nucleotide messenger RNA. RefSeq names its product histidine-rich glycoprotein-like. NCBI's taxonomy places the organism in Eukaryota, Metazoa, Arthropoda, Insecta, Lepidoptera, Cosmopterigidae. The record is from RefSeq and is a predicted model, not a curated record. The transcript has a single exon. The coding region runs from base 1 to 729 and encodes 242 amino acids.
AUGAAGGUGGCUCUCGUUUUGAGCUGUCUGGUGGCGCUGGCGGCGCUCGCUAGCACCCGCAACCUACGCGAAAAACGCGACGCCGACCUUGAAACCGCCGCGUCGCACCACCACCACGAAAAGGGUGGUGGCCACGAGCACCACGGUCAUCACCACAAUGACCACGGCAGCAAGGGCCAUAAGGGCUACAAGGGACAUCACCAUCACGAGCACGGCAAGAAGGGCCACCACCAUCACGAAGGACACAAGGGCCAUCACGAUGAACAUGGUGGACAUAAAAAACAUCACCAUCAUGAUGAUGGACACCACCACGAGCACCAUCACGGUGAAAAAGGUGAAAAGGGACAUAGCUUCGAAGAGAAGGGACACUACCACAAGGGUCAUUCCACCAAAGGCCAUCACGGUGUUCACAAAGUAGACGAAUUCAAGAAGGACAAACACUUCCAUGACAAACACGGCGAAUCCGGAUACCAUGAAGGACACGGUGGACACCAUGAAGAGCAUGGACACAAGAAGGGCGGUCAUUUCCACAAGGGCCACAAGGGACAUGGCCAUCACGAGCACCACCAUGGUAAGAAGGGUCACCACGAGAAGGGCGGCCAUCACCACGAACACAAGGGACACCACGACGAGGGUGGCCAUCAUGAGCACCACCACCACCACGCGGGCCACGGUCACAAAGGAGGCCACGAGGACCACAAACAUUGGGGCUUCAAAAAAGGACAUUAA